UUAGGAGUGCGCCCUUAGCAGCUCUGGCAGUUGCUCCUACUCUCUCGAGGUAGCAACAACCUAGAGCGAUUGAUGGCGAAAGUUACUAAGAAAUCAAAGGACACGGUGUCGGAAAUGAAUGUCCCGACUUCAUCUAGUGAGACACAGGAGGUGGCAAAGCCUAUCAUGCCAAUUAAGACCAAAGCUGCCUACAAAUUAUAUCCCCCUAGCAUUCUCUGUGGCAAGGGUGCGAGGACCAACAAACGUGGAAAACGCAGCAGCUCCCAAAAGACCAAGAAGGAUGCUGGAGAGGCCGCUCAGCCUGCGGCUAAGAAGACCAAACAAUCACCACUGGUCGAGCAGCCAACCGUGCCCGUGCCCGAAGUGUUACCUGCCACCGCCACCGCCACAGCAGCUACACCAGUAACAACGGUGGCAGCAGUGGAGGCUGUAAAAGAGGCAGUGGUGGUGAAGGAGGAGGCAGCGGUUGUGGAGGAGGCAGUGGUGGUGAAGGAGGAGGUAGUGGUGGUGAAGGAGGAGACAGUUGUGAAGGAGGAGGCAGUUGUGGUAAAGGAGGAGGCAGUCAUCAUGGUGAAGGAGGAGGCAGUUGUGUUGAAGGAGGAGGCCGCGGUAGUGAAGGAGGACACCGCGGUGGUGGAGGAGGCAGUUGUGAAGGAGGAGGCAGUUGUGGUGGAGGAGGAGGCUGUCCUGGUGAAGGAGGAGGCUGUCGAGGUGAAGGAGGAGGCUGCCGAGGUGAAGGAGGAGGCUGUCGAGGUGAAGGAGGAGGCUGUCGAGGUGAAGGAGGAGGCUGUCGAGGUGAAGGAGGAGGCAGUGGUAAAGCCCAUCAAGGAGGAACCGAUCCCGACCAGCGAAGCAGUAGCCACUACUACAACCAGUGUUCCUGAUGAGGCAGAGAGCCAAUAGAUGGCUAUCUCAAUGCUGGGAAUUUCCCAGACCCCCAAAGAAUAAAAUUUUAAAUUUUAUUGAUAUUGUUAAAAAUAAACUGAUUGUAAUUGGAAA
Rattus norvegicus (Norway rat) is the source of this 999-nucleotide messenger RNA. The record is from RefSeq and is a predicted model, not a curated record. NCBI's taxonomy places the organism in Eukaryota, Metazoa, Chordata, Mammalia, Rodentia, Muridae.